This is a messenger RNA of Ramularia collo-cygni, 2520 nucleotides long. RefSeq lists its product as uncharacterized. Lineage: Eukaryota; Fungi; Ascomycota; Dothideomycetes; Mycosphaerellales; Mycosphaerellaceae. The record is from RefSeq and is a predicted model, not a curated record. The transcript has a single exon. Bases 1 to 2520 code for a protein of 839 amino acids.
AUGACGAAACCCUCCGGAUCACAUGCCAGAAAGUCGACCGACGCCAGCGACUCGACGGCAUCAGCGGAACCACCAACCAAGAAGCCGCGCCUCAAACUGAAUGGCCCACGGAGAGAAAGCGAUGAAGGCGGUGACACUAUUACUGUCUCGCGUCCAAGGCGCCUCCAAGACCAAAACAUCAGAUUCAAAUACAGCGACACUAUGGUCAUGACUCCUGCCAGCCCGGUCGCGCCUACCAAGGAAUCUCCUCAACUGGCCCCAUCACCUGCUUCCUCGUCUGGGCUCUCCUCAUUGUCAUCUGCUCCGCCAUCCGAAAAAGAAGCUUCACCAUUUGUUGAUCCCGAGCCAGCUGGAAGGAAUGAUUAUGGCGAUUUCAUGUCUUAUUACAUCGACGGUGGCGAUGAGGAGCCGGAGGCAAUCCCUGAAGCAAAGACAGCAGUAAAGGUCGCCGCCAAGAAAUCCCGGAAGAGCACACCAAAGUCGAAAGCCUCAAAGGCUCCACCUCCACCUCCAAAUCCGGCACCAUCCGCUGUGCCAAAUCCAGGGCUGCAUGUUCAAAAUGAAGUCCCACAGCCUCCGCAAGGUCAAGUGCCGCAGCAAGCUCACGCCCCCGCGCCCCAUCAGCAGCAUGCUGCCCCUUUCCAGCAACUGCCGCACCAACCACCAGCAAACGCUCCGCAACCCCAGCAUGGUCCUUCUACGCAUCCACGGGGUCUACCGCAUGGCCGUGCUCCUCCCCAAGGUCCGCCACGUCCACAUCUUGUUUCGCAGCCGAGCGUCCGAUUCACUGAUAUUGUCCAUGAUCCGCCGCCCGCGGCGCCUGAUACUGUGCCCACCAUGAUUGAAAAGCUUGAACAGCUCACCCUCGCGCUUACCACGUUCGGUGGUGUGCCCCCUGCACCUCCAUCAUCCAUGUCUGCGGCUUCAGCUUCGACUUCACCACCUCCAACUCCAGUCAAGGCUGUCUCCGGCAAUGCUGCCAACCCGCUGGACAAUUUUCUUUCAUUCUUCGAUGCGGAUGGGGACGACGAGGUUGAGCUGACCAACUCCGGCAUACCUGAUGGUCCACUUACGCAUGGCAUCAUCUUCAUCCAAAACGCUCUCAAGUCGUGGGCCCAGCAGCGCGUGUCACAGAUGUACAUGCAGCAGUAUCAUCACCAACUGCAAACACAGCAGCAAUCUAUCGCAAAGCGUGGUCCCGGACGUCCCCGGAAAUUUGAUGAACCGGCCACUAUACUGCCACCAAGCCCGAUAAUUCAGAUGGAGCUAGCCGGAACACCGGAGGGCGCCGCCAUCAAAGCUUUCCAGGCUGUCCUGCACUCUGGGUGUCUUCGGGUCAACACAAAGCUUCCAGCGUCGCUCUCCCGUGCACUUCGAAAACUCUAUAUGCAGAUUGAUCUUUUGAUCAAUCAAGGGGAGAGAGAGCCUCCGCCGGAAUGGCAGUGCAUGUCGUACGGCGCUCAAAUCUCGUCUCACAGAACUCGCGUGGAGAGUUGGAAGGAACAUCAGGCAAAGCUGCAGGAGGAGACGCAGCGGCAGCGAACACUUGCGCAACAUAAUAUCAUGACACAGAUGGGCCUUCCUCCACAGCAAAACUAUCCGAUGACUGCCGCCCAGGCUGAGCACGCACAUGCGGUUGAACUCGAAACACGCAGGGCUCAGGCGCACGCACAUCAGCAGCCAUAUAUCCGCCAGCAGCAUCUCAACCCUCUCCAGCUUGGUCCUCAUCCAUCGGGGCCUAUCGGUGGCUUUCUCCCUUCCCAGCCAGUAAACAACGGCGGGCGACCCUCCUCUGCCGGUCCUUCCAAUGGUACGGGUGAUUCCGUAGUGCAGACGAUGUCGCCAAAUGGUGUUCCGACGUCUCACGCGGCUUCUUCAUCGCCUGGCGUGCAGCUCGACAAGAUGAAGCUCUAUGUACCGGGCUAUCUUCCACGUUCCGGGCAGAACAUUWAGUUUUCUUUCUCCCCACAGAGCGGUCCAGCUGUGAGCAACAAUUUCGCCGAGCAAUCAAGUCCGAACAUGUCCAACGUGUCCAACAUGGGGCCAAUGAGUGCACCACCACCAUCUCACGCCUCCCUACAACCGCCUGUGGACCCGAUCAAUGCCCCUGCGAUUAGAUCACGCCCAUCAACGGCUCCAGUAAGCCCAGAUUCGACGWCCAUGGAUCGUGCACCUCCGGCGCGGCAGUCCACCGUGCAGUCACUCACACCAGCCGCAAAUGCCGACUCAGCCUUCAACGGCAAUUUCCGCGCUCAUCCGAGCUCUCAGACGCCAGUGGUCGUCACACAUGGCUUCACGCCUGUCAACGCACCAACCGCGCGCGCGAGCUCUGCUGUCGCUCAUUCACCACCCGCGGACACAUCUCCCGAAACCAUCAAGGUAGCUAGCAAGAGGUCGACUGGCGGCAAGAUCUCGACUGCGUCCAGGAAGCGUAGCUCAAGUGAGAUGGCCGGUCGUACUGAAAACACUACUAUGCCUUCCAAGUUUCCUCACCCUGGUGCCAUCGUUGAGGAUCAGUGA